Messenger RNA from Quercus robur (English oak), 1128 nucleotides. Its product is annotated as carbonic anhydrase 2-like. The transcript is spliced from 9 exons. The record is from RefSeq and is a predicted model, not a curated record. Gene Ontology annotation, molecular function: zinc ion binding; carbonate dehydratase activity. Lineage: Eukaryota; Viridiplantae; Streptophyta; Magnoliopsida; Fagales; Fagaceae. Gene Ontology annotation, biological process: carbon utilization. The coding region runs from base 159 to 914 and encodes 251 amino acids.
GAGCAUGUUCAUUGUAAUUAAGCAUAGAGACUUGGCUUAUAAAUAGAGACCUUCACUCAGUGCAAGCUUUGUGUGCAAGUGUACUUGGUUUACAUUAGGCAGCAAGUUCUACAAAAUUUCAAAAGUGAAAUCCUUAGAAUUCGAAAGAAGUUUUACCUAUGGCGUCAUUGGAGGAAGCCAUUGAAGGAUUGAAGAAGUUUCUCAGUAACAAGGAUGAUGUGGCGGUUGCACAAAUUGAGAAGUUGAUAACUGGAUUGCAAGAGACAGAUCUCAAUGAAUUUGACCCAGUUAAAAGGAUUUUAGAAGGGUUUCGACACUUCAAGAUCAACAAAUUUGACAAGCAUCCUGAAUUGUACGAGAAACUUGCUGAAGGCCAGUGGCCCAAGUUUUUGGUAUUUGCAUGCUCAGACUCUAGGGUGUGUCCCUCUCAUAUCCUGGACUUUCAACCUGGGGAAGCCUUCAUGGUCCGCAACAUUGCUAACAUGGUUCCUGCUUUUGACAAGCUGAAAUACUCUGGAGUUGGUGCAGCCAUUGAAUAUGCUGUCUCAGUUCUUGAGGUACAAAAUAUCCUGGUCAUUGGACACAGUCGAUGUGGUGGGAUAAAGAGGCUUAUGACUCAUCCUGAGGACAAUUCUGCUCCUUUUGACUUCAUAGAUGAGUGGGUCAAAAUUGGAUUACCUGCGAAGGUCAAGGUCCAAGCAGAGUUUGGUGACUUGCCAUUGGAGGAUCAAUGUAAACAUUGUGAAAAGGAAUCAGUGAAGUUAUCACUGUGUAACUUAGAAACUUAUCCAUAUGUUCAAAUGGGGCUGGCAAACAAGAAGCUGAGGUUGAUGGGUGGCUACUAUGAUUUUGUCCAUGGAAAAUUUGAGCUCUUGGAGUUUGAGCCUUGCUUUCGUCAUCUCUUCUCCACAUGAUCAGUCUCAAUUGUAUCAAGAAAAUUUGAUAUUAUUUUCCUUGCUCUACUUCACAUAUAUGCACUACUGUAUUUCCCUUUAUGGACAAUAAAAUCAACAUGCACCAAAUAAAAGCAGAGCAUCUCUUUGUGUGCUCGCUUUCGCAUGUUGAUCUUUGUUACCCUUUAAAUUCUGAGUGCCAACUUGUGCAAUAAUAAUUAUGUUCUUUCCUACA